Messenger RNA from Racocetra fulgida, 179 nucleotides. The record is from the annotation of a GenBank genome assembly. NCBI's taxonomy places the organism in Eukaryota, Fungi, Glomeromycota, Glomeromycetes, Diversisporales, Gigasporaceae.
UUAUAAAUCGUACUUACGAUAAGGAAUUUGAAUCUAGUUCUGAAAGCCAACAGGAUAUUAACAGCCUCAAUGAAUUGAUGUCUUCUGAUGAACGAACAUCUAGUGAUGAACAAAUAUCUUGUGACGAACAAUCAGAUUCCACAUCAUUAUCCAAUAUGUCAAAUGAAAGCUCUGUCUAG